AUGUGUGACCAGCAGAAGCAGGUACAGUUCCCUCCAUCUUGUGUCAAAGGUUCAGGAACAGGAGGUGCUCAAACUGUCAAGUCUGUGAAAUGCCCAGCUCCAUGCGAGACCCAAACCAUUGUGAAGUGCCCUACUCCAUGCCCGACUCAGACCUACGUGAAAUGCCCAGCUCCCUGCCAGCCGCAAACCUGUGUGAAAUAUGUAACUCCUUGCCAGACAUACGUGAAGUGCCCAGCUCCGUGCCAGACAACCUAUGUGAAGUGCCCAGCACCAUGCCAGACAACCUAUGUGAAAUGCCCAGCUCCAUGCCAGACAACCUACGUGAAGUGCCCAGUCCCCUGCCAGACUCAGACAUGCUAUGUCCAGACCCCUUGCCAGACCUACUAUGUUCAAGUUCCUGCUAGUGGCUCUGUCUCUACUGGUGGCUAUGCAGCUAGUGGCUAUGCCCCUGACCCCUGCUCUGCUCCUUGCUCCACCAGCUACUGCUGCCUGGCUCCCAGGACCUUUGGGGUGAGUCCCCUGAGACGCUGGGUCCAACGACCUCAGGGCUGCAGUUCAGGAUCAUCCGGCUGCUGUGCUACUUCUGGAUGCUGUAGUUCUGGUGGCUGUGGCUCUGGAGGUUGUGGCUCUGGCAGCUGUGGCUCUGGCGGCUGUGGUUCUGGCGGCUGUGGCUCUGGGUGUUGCGGCUCCAGUUCCUGUGGCUCUGGAUGCUGUUGUUUGGGAAUUAUUCCCAUGAGAUCCAGAGGUCCUGCAUGCUGUGAUCGCGGGGAUGACUGUUGCUGUUAA
Molecule: messenger RNA, 786 nt
Organism: Sorex araneus (European shrew)
Lineage: Eukaryota; Metazoa; Chordata; Mammalia; Eulipotyphla; Soricidae
Gene: KPLCE
Product: KPRP N-terminal and LCE C-terminal like protein
Exons: 1
Coding region: 1-786 (261 amino acids)
Source: RefSeq, a predicted model, not a curated record